Molecule: messenger RNA, 1185 nt
Organism: Colletotrichum gloeosporioides
Lineage: Eukaryota; Fungi; Ascomycota; Sordariomycetes; Glomerellales; Glomerellaceae
Exons: 3
Coding region: 1-1185 (394 amino acids)
Source: RefSeq, a predicted model, not a curated record
AUGACGCCUAGCUUGGUUGAGAGAGACAAACUAUACUACAAGCUCGACAUUACCGAUAAACUGCCCCCCGGAACAGACAGCAUUGAACAAUUCGAGCUUAGCCCACGACAACCCCGACCACCUCCUAGACCCAAGAGGCCCGUCCCAGAAUGGCCUCCUGAAGCAGAAAGAAAGGGGAAAUGGAUUCGGAGGUACCUGGACAAGCUUGACCCUGACACGGAAUAUGACCAAAUCAUCAAGACAGCAAUCUUCUUCAUGGCCAACUCCUUUGCCUUCUCCGCCGGCUACGCCUCCACCUUCAUCCACCUCGUCCAGACCCCCGCCGGCGCCGCCGCGGUCCACCACACAGCCAAGGCCUACCGCCGUGGCCACCAGCGCUUCUUCGAGACGCAGGACUACUUCCUCGACUGGAUGUGGUACGGCAGCGGCUCCGACGUCUCCCGCAAGCGCCUCGAGAGCGUCAACCGCAUCCACGCGAGCGUCUGGAAGAACGUGCCGGGCGCGUACAGCCACCCCUGGGAGGGCGAGAUGGCCAUCAUCGGUGCUGCGUACUUUGAGACGUACCUACGCAAGCUGGUCGGGGCGCGCCGGACGGAGCCGCAUCCGAACGUGCGGCGGGCGUGGCCGGAGUGGGGCGAGCGCGUGUGUGCCCAGCUCCGGACGGAGCCGUUGGACGGGUCGCGGAGCUUUGGGGUGAAUUUCCCAAGGACCUGGGAGGAGUUGGAAGGAUUUUAUUUGUGGUUUCAGAGGAUUCCUAUGGAGAGGUUUACGGAUGAGGAGACAAGGCGGAAGGCGCAUGAUGCCUCGGAGGCGUUCAUAAGGCAAUUUAGCGUGAUGUGGUUCCCGAGGCGUCUACAGUGGUUCGGCCGCCAGGUGGUCUUGACCGUGAUACCAGCACCGAUCCGAGAACACAACCAAAUCGGGCAUCCGAGUCCAGUCGCGGAGACGCUUAUCAAGUUUGCCAUCAAGAUCUACCUCGACAUGAAGGACGCGUUGCCAGACCCUGUCAGGCCAGAUUUCUCGGAUGAGUACCAUGCGGCAAAGGGGGUAAACUGGAAAAAGACGGAUGUUCAGACUGAGGCUGAAUGGACGCGUCGCGAUCAGGUCACCGACGCCAUGUUGCUGAUGAUUAUCGUCGUUGGUGGGGUGUGGGCUUUGUGGCAGCUCCGUGUCUUCAGCACCUGA